Molecule: messenger RNA, 624 nt
Organism: Salpingoeca rosetta
Lineage: Eukaryota; Choanoflagellata; Craspedida; Salpingoecidae
Exons: 8
Coding region: 1-624 (207 amino acids)
Biological process (GO): DNA-templated transcription
Cellular component (GO): RNA polymerase III complex; RNA polymerase II, core complex; RNA polymerase I complex
Molecular function (GO): DNA-directed RNA polymerase activity; DNA binding
Source: RefSeq, a predicted model, not a curated record
AUGAACUAUUGGGACCGGUUCAAGGUGUACAAGGCAUGGGUCGUCUCGAAGCAGAUGUGCCAUGACCGCGGGUACCUCGUGACACAAGACAUGAUGGAGAUGCCCUAUGAUCGGUGGGAGGAGAUGCACGGCGACAAAAUCAGAAGGGAGCUGUCCUACUACGUGCGCAAGGACUCUGGCGACCCAACAGGUUUGCUGGUGUACUUCCCAGUGGAGCCAGAUGUGUCAACAGUUCUCAUCAAAAGCUUGCACGAGAGGAUCACAAAGGAAAACUCCAAGCGAGUCAUCAUUGUUUACAGAGGCAAACUGGCUGGCGCAGCACGGAAGGCGAUGGAGGUACUGAAGGAUAGCGGGUUUGUGUUUGAGGUCUUCACAGAGGCAGAGCUGGCCAUUAACGUCACCCGCCACCGCUUGGUGCCAAAACACGACGUGUUGACGGAGGCGGAGAAGCAGCAGCUGCUUGACCGGUACUCCAUCACGCCCGACAAGCUUCCCAUCAUGCAGGAGGUCGACCCCAUCGCACGCUACUUUGGCCUCAGCCACGGACAGGUGGUCCGCAUCACGCGCACGAGCGAGACGGCUGGCCGCUACGUCACAUACCGAAUCGUCAUGCGCGAAAUCUAA